AUGAACACGACGAAAAAGGUUGCAAUCAUUGGUGCUGGGCCCUCGGGUCUUGUCAUGGCCAAAACUCUUCUACACCACUAUCCAAAAGGCUACUUUGAACCCAUCAUAUUUGAUUCGAAGCCCACCGUCGGCGGGAUAUGGGCUGUGACCAGGCCGGAUGGCAGCACUUUAAGGAAUGGUUCAUCGGAGUUUGUGGACUGUUUUAUGCGCACGAAUCUGAGUCGGUUUACUGUUUCAUUUUCGGAUCAUCCUUGGAAUGGUGAAAGUCAGGAUAAGGAUGGCAAUGAAGAAAACAUGUUUCCGCAGGCGUGGAGGGUUGUGAUUCGUACGCAGCGGAAUCAGGUUGACGGGAAUACUCCUACGGCGAGACGAUGGACAGUUGUAUGGACUGAUCAAAGUCGUUCUGAUGGAGAAGAGCAUCUCUCGGAAUCAUUCGACUAUCUCGUUGUUGCGUCUGGGUAUUUCAGUCGCCCCUUUAUUCCAUCCAUCACCGGUCUGGAUCAGUUCCCCAAGGAUAGGGUCAUACAUAGCUCAGCUAUCAGAUCAAGCAGUCAAAUCCUGACCAGUCUUGGAGGAGAUGGCGGCAAAAUCCUCGUUGUCGGUGGCAGCAUGUCCGGUGCCGAAGCUGCAGCUUCAAUGGCCCUGGAUCUACCAUCAAAAAGCAUAGAUAUGGAGAGGAAAAGACCGGUAAUACAUCACAUUACCACCCGCCCAUUUUGGGCCGUCCCUACUUAUCUGCCCGCGAACGACCAACCAGGCUACUUCCUACCGUUAGACAUAGUCAUGUAUGACCUAUCUCGAAGACCUCCAGGCGAUAUUCAGUAUGCCUUGGGACCCGUCACGGCGGAAAGAGCGAAUAUGGUCCAUGCAUAUUUUGAGUCAUUGCUUGGAACGGAUCAGUCCGAUGUUGCAGAGGAAUUGGCCUUGAAAGCCCAAAGUCAGGAUAGAAGUAGUGCGCCGUGGGUUGCUGUGACGGAUCAUUAUCCUGGGUUUGUACGUGCGGGAGAUAUUGCGCCUACUUUGGGACGAGUGUCGGGAACGUCUUGGACUGGUGAAGAAGCAGGAUCGAAAGGUGUCGUGGAGAUUGAACAAAAUGAUGGGAGAACGCUAAAACUCGACAACGUCGCUGCCAUAGUAUUUGCAACUGGCUUCACACCCUUUGAUUCUCUAUCCUUCCUACCGGAAGAAAUUUUGCAAUUCCUGGAGUACACUGAAAAUGACACUGUCUUUCCUAUAGUACUUGACGAAAAGGGCGUUCGGAAUCCUAAAAUCCCUGACCUGGGCUUUGUCGGCAUGUAUCGUGGCCCCUACUGGGGUGUUAUGGAAAUGCAAGCACGAAGUCUGGCACGUCAAUGGAGUGGCCAGGUCAACAACGUCAACACCAACAAUGAUAUGACCAAAGUCAAAGAUCUCAGGACGACUUCGUCACGCGCCCAGUUCCCUAUGGGUGAUUACGUCGGACUGAUGGAGACAUUUGCGCGAGAAAUGCAUAUACCGCGAAAGUCACUUCAAGGUCAUACUACGGAGAGAACAGGACCUGUUAUCCCUGCACGGUACUUUGAGCCUACAAGCACCGGCGAGAAUGACAAUAGCAACAAUAGUAAGAUCGCUUCCUUACGAAAUCUGCUCUUGGACCCAACCGAACCAUCCUCGAACCAUAAAGAACGACAGCGAGGGCUCUCAAAGGCAAUAUUGAGAGCUCUGCAUGGCCAUUGGCUAUAUGAACGAGAAUUAUUACCAGAAAUGAAAACGGUCACAGGCCAAGCAUCGAUUCGUCUUCAAAAAGCCUCUUUCGACAAGGAUUCAGGUUUCAGCAUGGAAUUCAUAUACGAGGAAGACUCCGGUUCGACAACACAAGAAGAGGAGGGAAAGGUUAUUUUUCGAAUUUCUGAACAAGAUGGCCGCAUUGAUACUGCAAGACAUACUACAAAGGGCAGGUUCAGAUUCGUGAACGUUGAGAAAAUCGAGGACGGUGAUAGUAGCGCCCCAUAUCAAUACCGACAUCUAGCUAAAGAGCUUGAUGUGGCGCCUUCUGAUAUUGACAGAAAUUACGUUUUCAACAUGAAAGGCGUGACUAUGACUUCGUGGAAAGUGAAAGUCGAAAAUAAACAAACAAACACGGCCACCGUUACCAAGUAUAGUCGAUGA
This is a messenger RNA of Talaromyces amestolkiae, 2148 nucleotides long. RefSeq lists its product as uncharacterized. NCBI's taxonomy places the organism in Eukaryota, Fungi, Ascomycota, Eurotiomycetes, Eurotiales, Trichocomaceae. The record is from RefSeq and is a predicted model, not a curated record. Gene Ontology annotation, molecular function: oxidoreductase activity. The transcript is spliced from 3 exons. The coding region runs from base 1 to 2148 and encodes 715 amino acids.